CAGGCAACGCGGCACAAUGCAACGCGGUGGGAGGCAGACUCGGCUCCCCUGCGCCGCUGGGAAGCGGCUGCCCCUCCCUCCGGAUCACACAGGGUUUUUGCAGUAGUGGUGACAGCCGGAUUGGGCACCAGGGAAGCAAUUGAUUCGUCUACUGCCCGCAGCCCAGAGUUGCCUACGCUGCCCAGAGAGGGAGAGAGGAAAGAGAAGAGGGGAGAGAGAGAGAGAGAGAGAGAGAGAGAGAGAGAGAGAGAGAGAGAGAGAGAGAGAGAGAGAGAGAGAGAGAGACUUACAAAACCUUCCAUCCAUGUGGAGUAGUCUGAGCGGAUCACUGUCCACCAUCUGCAGACUCCCAACUGUACUUAGUUUUCGCCUCUGACGGGGGCAUAUCUGCUGGUCUUUCAAGCCAAGUCCCUGGGACUUAACAUCUUCCCCCGGCAGGGAGUUGGCAAGAAUUUGGCUCACCCAUUCUGCUGCAAUCCUCCACUGUCCUGGUGUGACAGCCUUCCAACAUGACUGACACUGUGGUGAACCGAUGGAUGUAUCCUGGUGACGGCCCGCUGCAAUCCAAUGACAAGGAACAGCUACAGGCAGGAUGGUCCGUCCUUCCAGGUGCGCAGACCGACAGACAGAAGAAGCAGGAAGAGCUGACAGAUGAGGAGAAGGAAAUCAUCAACCGGGUGAUUGCUCGGGCGGAGAAGAUGGAGGCUAUGGAACAGGAGCGCAUUGGGCGCCUGGUGGACCGUCUGGAGAACAUGAGGAAGAGUGUGGCUGGGGACGGCGUGAACCGCUGCAUUCUGUGUGGGGAGCAGCUGGGCAUGCUGGGCUCUGCCUGUGUCGUGUGUGAAGACUGUAAGAAGAAUGUCUGCACCAAGUGUGGGGUAGAGACCUCCAACAACCGCCCACAUCCGGUGUGGCUCUGUAAGAUCUGCCUUGAGCAGAGAGAGGUCUGGAAGCGCUCAGGAGCAUGGUUCUUCAAAGGUUUCCCCAAACAGGUCCUUCCACAGCCCAUGCCUAUAAAGAAGACCAAACCCCAGCAGCCUGCUGGUGAGCCUGCUGCCCUGGAGCAGCCUACACCUGAGUCCAGGCACACAGCGCGUGGGCCAGCUCGAGGUGACAUGGAGGACAGGAGGGCUCCAGGUCAGAAACCAGGCCCUGACCUCACCUCUGCUCCUGGGCGUGGAAGCCACGGGCCUCCCACGCGCAGGGCUUCUGAGGCACGAAUGAGUACAACUGCACAGGAUUCGGAGGGCUGGGACCAUGGCCAUGGUGGGGGUGCUGGAGACACCAGCCAGAACCCGGCAGGUGAUCGAGGUUUGAGGCGGGCUAACUCAGUCCAGGCCUCCCGACCCAGCCCAGCCUCAAUGCCAAGCCAGCCUCCUCCCCAGCCCGUGCAGCCAGGGCCCCCAGGGGGCAGCAGGGCCGCGCCUGGGCCAGGACGCUUUCCAGAGCAGAGCGCAGAGGCCCCUCCAGGUGACCCUGGCUAUCCAGGGGCUGUUGCCCCAGCCCGGGAGGAGAGGACAGGCCCCGCUGGGGGCUUCCCGGCAGCGCCCCACACUGCACCCCUCUAUUCCCAGGCGGCCCCUGCCCGCCAGCCGCCACCUGCAGAGGAGGAGGAGGAAGAGGCGGAUAGCUAUGAUUCUGACGAAGCAACCACACUGGGUGCCCUGGAAUUCAGUCUUCUCUAUGACCAGGAAAACAGCAAUCUGCAGUGUACCAUCAUCAGAGCAAAGGGGCUGAAGCCCAUGGACUCCAACGGCUUGGCGGAUCCCUACGUGAAGCUGCACCUGCUGCCUGGAGCCAGCAAGUCCAACAAGCUUCGCACGAAGACCCUGCGCAACACUCGGAACCCCGUGUGGAACGAGACGCUGCAGUACCAUGGCAUUACGGAGGAGGACAUGCAGAGAAAGACACUCAGGAUCUCUGUGUGCGAUGAGGACAAGUUUGGCCACAAUGAGUUCAUUGGCGAGACAAGGUUCUCCCUCAAGAAGCUGAAGCCUAACCAGAGGAAGAACUUCAACAUCUGUCUGGAACGGGUGAUCCCGAUGAAGCGUGCAGGGACCACUGGCUCAGCCCGAGGCAUGGCACUGUAUGAGGAGGAGCAGGUGGAGCGAAUUGGCGACAUAGAGGAACGUGGCAAGAUCCUGGUGUCCCUCAUGUACAGCACACAGCAGGGCGGCCUCAUUGUGGGCAUUAUCCGCUGUGUGCAUCUGGCUGCCAUGGACGCCAAUGGCUACUCAGACCCCUUCGUCAAGCUCUGGCUGAAACCGGACAUGGGGAAGAAAGCCAAGCAUAAGACCCAGAUAAAAAAGAAGACCCUGAAUCCUGAGUUUAAUGAGGAGUUCUUUUAUGAUAUCAAACACAGUGAUCUGGCCAAAAAGUCCCUGGAUAUCUCCGUGUGGGAUUAUGACAUCGGCAAGUCUAACGAUUACAUCGGAGGCUGCCAGCUGGGCAUCUCUGCCAAAGGUGAGCGCUUGAAACACUGGUAUGAGUGUCUGAAGAACAAAGACAAGAAGAUUGAACGCUGGCACCAGCUGCAAAACGAGAACCACGUGUCGAGCGAUUAGGACCUGGCGCUCCAGGGUCCCCAUCUCUUCCCCAGCUGUUCUCUCCUCUCCGAGCCUCCCUUGCCAACCUUGAGCCUUUGAUGUCUCCUUCACUUCAGUUUCUGCUACCAAAGACCCGCUCUCUGGGCUGCAGGGUCUGCAUAGGAGCCCUCUCUGGUCCCUGGGAUGGGGUGGUGGGGUUGGGGAGACGUUUACAAAGAGACUUACUCUGCCCUUGAACACACACAAGGUCAUUCUCUGUGUCCUGUCUGCGUAACCCUCAGGCUGUAAGGACCAGCAUGGGGGCAGAAAUUGUGCAUCGAGGCUGCCUCUGUCUCUCCAAAACACCCCAGAAAACAAAACAAAACAAAACAAAACAAAACAGACCCACCCUUCUAACUCUAGACACACCAGGAAA
Messenger RNA from Meriones unguiculatus (Mongolian gerbil), 2961 nucleotides. It is a transcript of the gene Rph3a, whose product is annotated as rabphilin 3A. Gene Ontology annotation, cellular component: membrane. The coding region runs from base 510 to 2564 and encodes 684 amino acids. The transcript is spliced from 22 exons. Lineage: Eukaryota; Metazoa; Chordata; Mammalia; Rodentia; Muridae. The record is from RefSeq and is a predicted model, not a curated record. Gene Ontology annotation, biological process: intracellular protein transport. Gene Ontology annotation, molecular function: small GTPase binding.